Octopus sinensis (East Asian common octopus) is the source of this 2499-nucleotide messenger RNA. Its product is annotated as 5'-nucleotidase. The transcript has 16 exons. Gene Ontology annotation, biological process: nucleotide catabolic process. Gene Ontology annotation, molecular function: hydrolase activity. Bases 368 to 2164 code for a protein of 598 amino acids. NCBI's taxonomy places the organism in Eukaryota, Metazoa, Mollusca, Cephalopoda, Octopoda, Octopodidae. The record is from RefSeq and is a predicted model, not a curated record.
UUUAAUAACUAAAAGAUUUAACUUACGAUUUAGCACCCUUUUAGACUUUUAAGGGAACACCCAUCUCGUUAACACUCAAAAACCUUCUUAUUCUGCUUUCCAACAUUUCUUCCGGAGGAUCUAUGGUACUAUAUGCGCAUCAGGAUUGAAUACAUUGAAAGCGCUUACAAGGUCUCCUAUUAUAAUUCGGUUUACUGCUUGGACACUUAAUAGAAGAUAAAAUUAACCAAAUCAAAGAUACCGAGCAAACAGGAUGAUUUAACAAGUUUUCAUAAAGAACUAAAAAAAAGUUUGUGAUAUUCGCAAUCCAAAUUCAAAUACGAAGUAUAUCUCGUCUCUUCUCGAUUGACUUUAAAACUUGAUAAAUAUGGCGGACGAAGUGACGAUUAUUCAUUUUAAUGAUGUUUAUAAUAUUGAACCCCGGAGUGAUGAACCAAAAGGAGGAGCUGCCAGAUUCGCAAAUUAUGUCCAAACUUGUAAAGACCUCAACCCAAUUGUUUUAUUCAGUGGUGAUAUAUUUAACCCAUCUUUACUGAGUGUAUUCACACAAGGGGAACAGAUGAUACCCAUCUUGAAAGCUUGCAAAGUACAAUGUUCUGUUUUUGGAAAUCAUGAUUUUGGUAUAUGCAUUCUGAUAUGUAACGACGAGCUUACCCGUUUGGGGAAGUAUGAGCAUUUUGGUGUUGAUCGUCUUCUAGAGCUGUCUGAGAAAUCAAUGAUUCCAUGGUUGAUGAGCAAUGUAACAGACAAUAUAACUGAAAAACCUCUUGCAAAUGGAGCCCUUUCAUAUAUGCUGGAAUGGAAUGGAAAGAAAAUAGGUCUAAUUGGACUUGUAGAAAAAGAAUGGAUUGCAACAUUAGGCACACUUGAUCCUGAAGAUGUAACAUUUCAAGACUUUGUGGCCGUUGGCUCAAAAAUUGGAAAAGAAUUGAAAGAUGACGGUGCAGAUAUCGUCAUUGCACUAACUCACAUGCGGUGGCCAAAUGAUGAACGCCUCGCAGAAGAAGCAGAACAUAUCGACCUCAUCCUGGGGGGUCAUGAUCAUGAUUAUGGCCUUAAAGAGGUAAAUGGUAGGUACAUCCUCAAAAGUGGUACUGACUUUCGCAAUCUCAGUAAAAUUACCCUAAAAUGGCCCACACCAGAACCUUCCAGUGUCAUUGUGGAUAUAGAAAGAAUAGAUCUGGAUUCUUCAUACCCUGAAGAUGAAGACACAAAAGAAGUUGUGAAUGAUUAUUUAAAAAUUGUUGACACCAAAUUAGAUGAAGAGCUUGGUAAUAUAUCAGUGCCACUCGAUGGCAGAUUUAGUGCCGUCCGCACACGGGAAACCAAUUUAGGGAAUUUCAUUACUGACAUAAUGCUGUCAGCAACACAAGCUGAUGUUGCCCUUAUCAACUCAGGAACUUUCCGUUCAGAUAGAAUCCAUCCAAAAGGACCAUUCAAACUUCAGGAUCUUAUGGAUAUCUUACCUAUGGUGGACCCACUUGUUGUAUUAAAAAUCACAGGUGCAAAACUGGUGGAAGCUUUGGAAAACAGUGUUUCUGAAUACCCCAAAUUAGAAGGACGUUUCGGUCAAGUGUCAGGAAUCAUAUUCGGGUUCGAUCCCAGUAAACCACAAGGUCACCGAGUGGAGUCAGAAUUGAUAAAAGUACAAGGCGAGUAUUUAGAGUUAGAAAAGACAUAUCUCUUAUGUACAAAAGCUUAUCUCGCACAUGGAAAAGAUGGCUACGACAUGUUCAAAGAUUGUGAGUUUAUGGUUAAUGAAGAUGAAGGUCCUGUUUUAUCGACUGCUGUGAGAAACCACUUUGAAUCCGUUCAAAUGAUUCAAGGUAUCAAAUCAUGUCGAUCUGGACAUCGUCAGUCACUAAUUGGUCUCGUCAGAAAAAAGAGUCUUAUUAAUAAAAAGGGUGACGAGAACAAGAAAUCGAAACCGCGACAUUUGGUCAGACAAGAAUCCAUCCACGAUGUAGAGAAUGAACUUUGCAACCUAGCACCAAUAGUAGAAGGCAGAAUAUUUAUGCUAGACGACGUUAAGCGAGAGGUGAUGUUAAGUUUAAAACAGUCAUCCGAGCAUCUAUUAAGUGCCGCAGUUCCUGAGGAGACUGGAUAUAACGGGAGUCACCAGACAACUCCAAACUCGGACAACGAAAGGAAUCUUGUUCCGUAGAUACUGCUUUUAUAUAAACAUUUCAUUUUCUUGGAAAAGUUUUGAUAAGGAUAAAACCCAAUGAACAUAGAACAUAGGUUAAACCAAAAGAACAACAAUAUAAGCAACAACAAUGACCUCGAUGAUAACACCAACAACAGCAGCAGCAACAGCAACAACAACAGCAACAACAACAACAACAACAACAACAACAACAGUAAAUAAUAAUAAUAAUAAUAAUAAUAAUAAUAAUAAUAAUAGAAGUUUGGCGAAAUAGUCUAGAGUUUCCAUAGAAAUUUGAAUCAAGUCUCGCGGAUGGCACCUGCGAAGUAUGGUAAUAGUGAAUGAUAAUAAUA